This is a messenger RNA of Drechmeria coniospora, 4983 nucleotides long. Its product is annotated as helicase SWR1. The coding region runs from base 1 to 4983 and encodes 1660 amino acids. Gene Ontology annotation, cellular component: Swr1 complex. Gene Ontology annotation, molecular function: ATP-dependent chromatin remodeler activity; ATP hydrolysis activity; ATP binding. The transcript has a single exon. NCBI's taxonomy places the organism in Eukaryota, Fungi, Ascomycota, Sordariomycetes, Hypocreales, Ophiocordycipitaceae. The record is from RefSeq and is a predicted model, not a curated record.
AUGAUGCCCGAGACCGCGUCGGUCGACAACGUCGAGCAUCCUGCGGCUUCCGAUUCUUCCAGCGACGAUCUCACGCCACCUCCAGAUGACGUGUCCGAAACCGGAUUGUCGAUAUUCGAUGGCUUUGCCGAGCUUGAUUCGUCGCAAGACGCCGGUGCCGACGCGCCCCGGACGAAUGGAUACGUGUCAGAGCUGAACGGCGAUGACGCCGAUGAGCGUCCAGCAAAGAGGAGGAGAACUCAGGACGCGACUCCUCCUCCUUUGGCGCGAAAACCUAAGCUCGAGUCGCCCCCUUGGAAGAGGAUCGAAGCUGAGGGGCCGACGUCCUACACGGAGAAUGGCCGCCGCAAGUCUGGGCGAAUCAACACCCUUCCUUCAGAACGCCCAACUCCGGUCAAGAGACGAGCGAUGAGGCAUUCUGUGGGGAGUGAUGGAAGCGCGUUGAAAAAGCUGGAAGCACCCGUCUCGAAGCUCAAGUCAGCUCCCAGGGACAGGUUGCAAGCUCUGAACAAGAAGGCGUCGACCCCCAAACUUGCAUCGAAGAAAUCAGCUCCCGAACUCAGAUCCUCGACUCGCCCUCGUCGGCGCUCCCCUUCACCGCAGACCCCAGCAUCGCGUCAUUCGACUCGACCUCGAAGAGCUUCCCGCUUCGCCGACUCCGAAACGAAGGCUAGUCACGAGACCAGGCAGGGCCACUACCCGGGCUACCGCCGCACACCAUGGGGCAAACUGAUACCUCGUGACAUCCCACUCGUGCACCCCGACCAGGUGCGCAAGCGGCCGAAGCUUGGCGUCAGUUUUGAAGACUUUUGGGCUCGCGCAGGCGGUAUUCCCGUCGAGGAGGGCGGCCUCCAAGCGUCCGAGGACGGGCCUCCAUACACGGAUGAGCUCGCACAAAAGGAGGCGCGGCUGAUCCUGCGGGUUGAGCAUCAGACCGAACCAGGUGGCCUGCUGUCGCAAGAACGCUGUUCCCUCUUCGCACCCGAAGAAGCGGAGGAACCGCCGCGACAAUGGGCUCGCCAGGAUCAUCUGGUCAAGGCCAUGGCCAACUUUCGCAGGCUCCUGCUGGCGGAGCAGCAACGACAUCGGUCCACAGCCAAGAAGCUCGCCGACGCAUGCCGUGAAGAGUGGCUUCGACGCCAACCGAAAUCGGUCGAGGAAAUCGAGGCCGAGGAGAGGCAGAGAUGGCUGCUGCGAUACAGGCUCGUUGUCAGGGUUCUCCUCGGGACAUGGGAAAAUGUCAAGGCUCAGGUCAACCGACAGCGAUUGGAGCAGUGGCAGGCAGAAGAGCAGCGGCGCGUCAAGGCGGCGUUGAACGAGGCCGUCAGCCUCUCCGAACAGAAGCUGCAAGCCCGCCAGGGAGGGUUGGAUUCGGAAAUCCCAUCCGACGAGGACGGCUUCGGCGACUUGAGCGAUAGCGGUAGCGCUGGAAGCGACAAUGAUUCAGGUCUCGUCUCGGACGAUAGCGACGGUCCGGAUGUCGACAGCGACAACAUGUCAAGCACGGACGACGACGAGGUCGACGAGAAAGAUGCUGCCGACGAGGGUCUGACGCAAGAGCAACUACAGGCCAAAUACGCGCAUCUCCCAGAGUUGGAAGCGAGAGAGGACGAGACGACGACGACAGACGCUGCCAUGGAUGCCGAGGUCGAUACAAGCGACGAGUCCGUCGACAUGGAUGAUGACCUCGAGUCGAGUGACGGUGAGGGAGACGAAGACGACGAAGACGAGUCGGAGGAAGGGUCCGAUGAGGAGGCGGGGACCUUGCUGGGUCUGUUUUUCGGCAAGUCGGAAUUGAGGAAGAUGCAGGAAGAGUCGAGAGAAACCAUGCCAUCACACGGGGACGACGCCGAAAUGCCCCAGGGGCCUGACCCCGACCCGAUGUACAUGGAUGGAGAGAUCGACGACGACGACGACGCCAUGUCACUCGUUCGCAUGCCAGAAUCCCCCGACGCAGAUUCGACCGACGACAAGCACGGUUCCACGCCGGGAAUGGAAGCGUCCAAAGCAACCUCGGCGGACGGCAAUGUGGAAAGGCCAGAGAGCGACCAUGGCGAAGGUGAUCGGCGACCAGAUGAUCAAGCCGAAAAGGUCGCAGACGUGCCCGCUCCAGACGCUGCGAUGGCAGAUGUUGCUCCCGACGACCCGGACGUGGAGGAUGCAACUGAGAGGCCAGCCAGUCCCAUGACGGAGCCGGCCACGAACCCUCCAAGCCUGGGCCGUAGCCAGUCUCCGCCGACGCCAGAUACUCGGCCGUCGGAGAUGGACACGUCCAUGACGGACUUGGCGGUGGCCGAAGCCGUCAACUCACCUUCAGUGCCUUCCCACCAGACCGCCAUCCCUUUCCUCCUGCGCGGAACGUUGCGCGAGUAUCAGCAUCACGGGCUCGACUGGCUCGCCGGACUAUACGCCAACAAUACCAACGGCAUUCUCGCCGACGAGAUGGGCCUCGGCAAAACCAUCCAGACCAUCGCUCUGCUCGCCCAUCUAGCUUGCCACCACGAAGUGUGGGGGCCGCAUCUUGUGAUCGUGCCGACCAGCGUGAUGCUGAACUGGGAGAUGGAGUUUAAAAAGUGGUGUCCGGGGUUCAAGAUAUUGGCCUACUACGGCUCGCAAGAGGAACGAAAGCGGAAGCGACAGGGCUGGAACAACGACGACAUCUGGAACGUCUGCAUCACGUCCUACCAGCUCGUCCUGCAGGAUCAGCAAGUGUUCAGGAGGCGACGAUGGCACUACAUGAUUCUCGACGAGGCGCACAACAUCAAAAACUUCAAGUCCCAGCGAUGGCAGACGCUGCUGGGCUUCAACACGCGGGCCCGCCUUCUGCUUACCGGCACGCCGCUGCAGAACAACCUGACCGAGCUGUGGUCGCUCCUCUUCUUCUUGAUGCCGGCCGAGAACGGCGUGGGCGGCUUCGCCGAUCUGCAGGAGUUCCAGGAUUGGUUCCACCGGCCGGAGACGCAGAUUCUGGAGAGCGGCAGGGAGCAGAUGGACGACGAGGCCAAGGCCAUCAUUUCCAAGCUGCACAAGGUUCUCCGACCGUACCUGCUCCGCCGUCUCAAGGCCGACGUGGAGAAGCAGAUGCCGGCCAAGUACGAGCACGUCGAGUUCUGCCGACUGUCGAAGCGGCAGCGCGAGCUGUACGACGGCUUCCUCUCGCGAAACGACACCAAGGAGACGCUGGCGUCGGGCAACUACAUGUCCAUCAUCAACUGCCUCAUGCAGCUGCGCAAGGUGUGCAACCACCCGGACCUGUUCGUCGACCGGCCCAUCAUGACCUCGUUCCGCAUGUCGUCGUCGGUGGCGGCCAACUACGAGACGGCCGAACGCAGGGUCCGCGGGCUUCUGGCGACGACGCCGAUGUCGGAGGUCAGCCUCGGCUUCCUGAACCUCGUGCCGACGGAGCACGAGCGGUUCUCGACGAUGGAAGCGGAUCGCAUCGCCCAGCUGAGCUCGCACAGGGCGCUGAUGGACCUCCGGGAAGUGCAAAAGCGCAGGGCGCAGAGCUCGUACAUGAACCUCGACCCGUCGACGGCCGAGUCCACCAUGAUGUACCUCGAGGCGGCGGCUCGCUGGGGCCGCUUCGAGGAGCUGCAGCACUGCGUCUACCUCAACGCGCUGCGGCGGCAGCAGAAGCCCAUCUACGGCAAGAACGUCGUCGACCUGCUGACGAUCGAGGCGCAUCGACGGCCGUGCCGUCCCCGUCCCAAGGUGCCGCGGAAGGUCAUGGCUUGGUUCGAGGACGACUCGACGCUGAUUCGGGCGAUGAUGCCGAGCCUCCUCCAGCGCGCCGAUCAGCUGAAGACGACCAUGGAAAAAUUCUCGUGCGCGACGCCGGCGGUGGUGACGCGAGAUCUCGAGUGCUACCUGCUGGGCCGCAAAGGCGUCGAGGCCUUCACCGAGGAGGACCUGAGGCUAUCGGCUCCCGUUCGAUGGGCGCCCUUCAUGCCCAAGGAAGCGCCGGCCGACCCCUGGCACGAGGCGCGGAUGAGGCUCAGCAUCCAGUUUCCCGACAAGCGACUCCUCCAGUACGACUGCGGCAAGCUUCAGGUGCUCGACAAGCUGCUCCGCAAGCUGCAGGCGGGCGGGCACCGAGCGCUCAUCUUCACGCAGAUGACCAAGGUGCUCGACAUCCUGGAGCUCUUCCUCAACAUCCACGGGCACAAGUACCUGCGGCUGGACGGCGCGACCAAGGUGGAGCAGCGUCAGAUCUUGACGGACCGGUUCAACAACGACACGCGCAUCCUCUGCUUCAUCCUGUCGACGCGGUCGGGCGGGCUGGGCAUCAACCUCACGGGCGCCGACACGGUCAUCUUCUACGACCAGGAUUGGAACCCGGCGAUGGACAAGCAGUGCCAGGACCGAUGCCACCGAAUCGGGCAGACGCGCGACGUGCACAUCUACCGGCUCGUCUCGGAGCACACCAUCGAGGCCAACAUCCUGCGCAAGGCGUCGCAGAAGCAGAUGCUCGACGACGUCGUCAUCCAGGAAGGAGAGUUCACGACGGACCGCCUCCACCGGAUGUCGGUCCGGGACGCGCUCGAAGACAAGGUCGACUUUACGAGCGAAGGCCUCUCGGCGGCCGACGCGGCGCUCGACCGCGUGCUGGGCGGCCCCGACGGCGGCCACGACCAGCGCGUCGGGCGGGUGCUCGAGCAGGCCGAGGACAGGGAGGACGUCGCCGCCGCUCGCGUGGCCGAGAAGGAGAUCCAAGCCGACGAGGCCGACUUUACCGAGAGACCGAACGGGCCGGCGUCGGGGGCGUCGACGACACGGCAAGGGACGCCGGCCAAGUCGGCGCCCGAGAGCGAGUCGGCCGAGGCUGACGAAUCGGUCGAGCACAACGCCUGGGGGGGCAGGGUUCGCAACAUUGACGAGUACAUGCUGGCCGUCAUGGCCGAGGAGCUCAAAGGGACGAAGCUCGAGCUGCCGAGGGACAAGAAGAAGGGGAAAAAGAAGGGGAAAGACAGUCGGAAGCGGUAG